Messenger RNA from Lycium barbarum (goji berry), 1664 nucleotides. RefSeq names its product alcohol dehydrogenase 1-like. Lineage: Eukaryota; Viridiplantae; Streptophyta; Magnoliopsida; Solanales; Solanaceae. Gene Ontology annotation, cellular component: cytosol. Gene Ontology annotation, biological process: formaldehyde catabolic process. The record is from RefSeq and is a predicted model, not a curated record. The transcript is spliced from 9 exons. Gene Ontology annotation, molecular function: S-(hydroxymethyl)glutathione dehydrogenase [NAD(P)+] activity; zinc ion binding. Bases 96 to 1484 code for a protein of 462 amino acids.
GCAAGCACUUGCCAAAAACCGGAUGCGAAAAUUCCAAGGAAACAAAACCUGGGGAAUGGUCUUGGGGUUUUGCCACAGCCUAGCUUUGUUGAGAUAUGGAACUUUCUUAUCAAGCAAAUCACUUCCCAAUCCCAAGUAGUUUAUUCAUUAAUCCUAAUAAAAAUUUCUUUGUUCUUGAUCAUGUCAAGUAUAAAUACCCAACAAAGAGCAAUGUUCUGCAUCAUCACAGCACAUCAAGAAACACUAGUUCAAUAUUCAGACAAAACAAGUUAAGUUCUUCAGCACUGUACACUUCAUCUCAUAAUUCAGUAAUCAGUGAAGAAGGAAAUCAAGAAAACAUCAUGUCAAACACUGCUGGACAAGUCAUUCGUUGCAAAGCUGCUGUGGCAUGGGAGGCAGGGAAGCCAUUGGUGAUUGAGGAAGUGGAAGUGGCACCUCCUCAGAAAAUGGAAGUUCGUCUCAAAAUCCUCUACACUUCUCUCUGUCACACUGAUAUAUACUUUUGGGAAGCCAAGGGCCAAAAUUCAGUCUUUCCUCGUAUUCUUGGACAUGAGGCAGCAGGGAUUGUGGAGAGUGUAGGAGAGGGAGUGACAGAACUUGCACCAGGGGACCAUGUACUUCCAGUGUUCACUGGUGAAUGCAAAAACUGUGCACACUGCAAAUCAGAGGAGAGUAAUAUGUGUAGCCUAUUGAGGAUUAAUACAGACAGGGGAGUGAUGAUUCAUGAUGAGAAAUCAAGAUUCUCUAUCAAUGGAAAGCCGAUUUACCAUUUUGUAGGGACAUCCACUUUUAGUGAAUACACUGUGGUUCAUGUUGGUUGUGUUGCCAAAAUCAACCCUCUUGCUCCUCUUGACAAAGUCUGUGUCCUAAGUUGUGGAAUUUCAACUGGCCUUGGUGCAACUCUGAAUGUUGCCAAACCAACAAAGGGCUCAAGUGUGGCUGUGUUUGGACUGGGGGCUGUAGGCCUUGCUGCUGCAGAAGGAGCAAGGAUUGCAGGGGCUUCAAGAAUUAUCGGUAUUGAUUUGAAUGCCAGCCGAUUUGAGCUAGCAAAGAAAUUUGGUGUGACAGAAUUUGUGAACCCAAAGGACUAUAGCAAACCAGUUCAAGAGGUAAUUGCUGAGAUGACUGAUGGCGGAGUCGAUAGAAGUGUGGAGUGUACAGGCCACAUUGAUGCUAUGAUUUCCGCAUUUGAAUGUGUUCAUGAUGGCUGGGGAGUGGCUGUACUUGUGGGAGUACCCCAUAAAGAAGCUGUUUUCAAGACACAUCCUAUGAACCUAUUGAAUGAAAGGACUCUAAAGGGAACAUUCUUUGGAAACUACAAGCCGCGAUCGGAUCUUCCUUCUGUAGUAGAGAAAUACAUGAAUAAAGAACUAGAAUUGGAGAAGUUCAUAACUCAUCAACUCCCAUUUUCUGAAAUCAACAAGGCUUUUGAUCUCAUGCUCAAAGGAGAAGGCCUUCGUUGCAUAAUCCACAUGGACCACUAAACUAAGUAUUUCCACAUCAAAUAUGGCAUGGAGCUGCUCUAAUGACUUCAUCUGUUACAUUCCUAUGCAAAGUUAAUAAAUAACUCUUUAUGUUUUCUUUUUGAGAAGUCCUUGUAAUUUUUCUCAUCUGGUACAAAUGGUCAUUUCAUGGUUAUAUUAAGCACUGUCUUCCUUGGUUAA